AUGAAGGUCACUCCUUUCUGGGCGUCAAUCGCCCUGUUGCGCGCUCUGCCAGUCCUCGCUGCAACAUCUCCAAGCCCAACUUCCACCUCUGCAGCCCCGAGUUGCACAGCCUCUCUCGUCGCCAGUCUCUGCGACUAUCCAGAACCAGGCUUCAACUUCGCCGUCGCCAGCGAUGGCAGAGCCUCUUGCUGGGAGUAUUGCAAUGCCCAUCCUCCCUGCAGCUUCGUCAUCUUCCGCGAGGGCAAUCCCUACACCGGCACAGGCACCUGCUGGCUGUAUCCGGGCGAGAGCUACGAUGCGAGCGCCGGCAGCUCUUGUGGUAACCCCUAUUUGUUCGUCUACGACGAGCCCGUAUGCAAAGGCACGCCCACCUCGGGCUCGGACAGCUGCGCAGCGACUGCAACGCCCUCUGCCAUCGCUUCGGUUUGCGGAUAUCCGACACCGGAUGAUGACUGCUUCAGCGCUUGUACUGCUAGCGGAGGCGCAACGGACUGCUUGAGUCAGUGUGCAAAGGCCGAUUCCUGCAGCUACGUCGUCUUUAAUCCACACAACGAUGACAACUCACCCUACGCUCCGGGCACUUGUUGGAUGUAUUCGAAUGGUACCUACGACGCUGGAGCCGCGACUACUUGCAAGGGCGCGCCUGAGCAGUUUGUGUACCAGAACCCGUGCCCCAAGCCAGCGCAUUCCUCGUCGUCUGCUCCGGCACCAUCUACUGGAACUACAAAGACUGUAAGUGGAACUGUUGGUAUUGAGACUGGGAAUGCAGUUAUUGAUGCAGAGGCGGCUACUACUAGUGAAUCUUCGGCCUCUACUCUUCUACUCACGAACCCGCUCGCAAUGUUCAUGUAUGCUGUAUUGCUAUGGUAG
Molecule: messenger RNA, 870 nt
Organism: Trichoderma aggressivum f. europaeum
Lineage: Eukaryota; Fungi; Ascomycota; Sordariomycetes; Hypocreales; Hypocreaceae
Exons: 1
Coding region: 1-870 (289 amino acids)
Source: RefSeq, a predicted model, not a curated record